GAAAAGGCGCAAGAACGCCUUCAUCCUCAGGAUUCUUCGGUUCUCCUACUGGGCACCAACAGGCGACGACCGGCGCCCCCACCCCCUCCACCGCCCCCUGAUGGCGCCCGCCAACAGCUCCACGGCGCUCACGCCGAGGAACGAGAGCAUCGUGGACAGCACGUCCGCGACCACCAUGGGCGCACUCAUCCUUAGCUUUGUCUUUUUCGUGGGCUUCCCCGGCAACCUCUUUGUCAUCUGGAGCAUCCUGGCCCGCGCCCGGAAGCAAACCAUUACCACCCUCCUCAUCCUCAACCUGGCCAUUGCUGACGGCUCGUUAAUGGCACUGACUCCGUUCUUCAUCGCCUACUUGUUGAUGAAGAAGUGGGUGUUCGGGAAGGUGAUGUGCAAGGUGCUCUUCUACCUGUGCCUGGCCAACAUGUACGCCUCCAUCCACAUCAUCACCCUUAUGAGCCUCUACAGACUGCUGGCGAUAGUGCGGCCGCAGCGUGUCACCGCCUUGGCCGGGCACAGGGUGGUAACGUGGACGCUGGUAGUCAUGUGGGCACUGGUGGCCGCCGCCUCCGUCCCUGCUCUCGUCUUUCGCAAUGUAAGGUCGAAUGACGGUGACGACCGCGCCAUCUGCGACUCGUUUCAUGACGAGGAGAGUCACACGGUCAUCCAGUACAUGCUGGAGCUGGUCCUGGGCUUCCUGGUCCCUUACAGCAUCGUAGUGGUCAGCUACAUCUGCAUUUUGCGCCGCAUCCAAAAGACCAAAUUCGGCCGGCGCAUUCGCAGCGAGAAGCUCAUCCUGGCCAUCGUGGUGACCUUCUGCCUCUUCUGGCUGCCCUACCACAUUGUCAACAUGGUGCAGGUUACAUGGGCGCUAUGUCCCGAGGGGGAUGUAAAAACAAUGUUGGGUAAAAUCUGGCAUCGGGGUAGAGCCGUCACCUCCUCAGUGGCUUUUAUCAGCAGCUGCGCCAACCCGGUGCUUUACUUCUUCGCCGGCAAGUCGUACAUCCGCCGAGAGGGUCUGGCUUUCAUGGCCCGCCUGUUCGAGGCGACCGGUCUGGACUCAGCCACCAGGAAGAGCCGUCAGAACAGCCAAAACAGUCGGGACAAAGACAAAGAAUCGGACGGCGUCAUGCUCAAGGAAAAAGGUCAGGACUCUAACUCGGGCUCCAAUGUCAAAGCGCCGAAGCUGCAGACGUGACGCUGCUGAUGGUGGU
This is a messenger RNA of Nerophis lumbriciformis (worm pipefish), 1208 nucleotides long. Its product is annotated as leukotriene B4 receptor 1-like. Lineage: Eukaryota; Metazoa; Chordata; Actinopteri; Syngnathiformes; Syngnathidae. Gene Ontology annotation, cellular component: plasma membrane. The record is from RefSeq and is a predicted model, not a curated record. Gene Ontology annotation, molecular function: complement receptor activity; leukotriene receptor activity. Gene Ontology annotation, biological process: inflammatory response; phospholipase C-activating G protein-coupled receptor signaling pathway; complement receptor mediated signaling pathway.